Molecule: messenger RNA, 441 nt
Organism: Camellia sinensis
Lineage: Eukaryota; Viridiplantae; Streptophyta; Magnoliopsida; Ericales; Theaceae
Source: RefSeq, a predicted model, not a curated record
AUGGCUGGAGAGGAUUUGAUUGAGCUCAAAUUCAGGCUUGGAGAUGGCACAGACAUCAGACCGAGCAAGUAUAGCCCUAGUACCACUGUGGUAUCUCUCAAACGAAAGAUACUUGCUCAAUGGCCUAAGGAUAAAGAAAAUGUUCCAAAGAGUAUAAAUGACGUGGAGCUUAUUAAUGCUGGAAAGAUACUGGAAAACAAGACACUUGCUGAGUUCAGACUCUCAAUUGUCGAACUUCCAGGAGGGAUCAUCACUAUGCACAUUGUCGUGCGUCCUCCUUUUUCAGACAAAAACAGUGAAAAACUGCACAAUGAUUUCCUGAAGAACAGGUGUUCAUGCUCCAUCAUGUAAACCCCAAAGAUGACAAGAUUGACAAUGCUUCAUCAGUUGGUCUCUCUAUGUCUCUCUCCAUGCAUUGGAUGAUCACUGAGAGAUUCGUUU